AUGGCUCGCAAACAAAAAUCUACUAUUCAGAGCAUCAAUGGUGGGAUAUCUAUAGGUGACAACCCGAAAGAUGUAUGGGAUCAAACGAGAACUGCAUGUAAACUUGGAAUGGAAAAGGCGUUUUUUAAAAUAAUUAAGCUAGAAGAUAUAGAUCCGGAAGAGCAGAAGGGCGAUCCGGAUUUACUAACUCAACUGUAUGAAAGCGAUCUUUAUAGUAGAUAUAGAACCAACAUGAGUCAUUACAAGCAAAGGUUUCGUAAGGACCUUAUAGCAAUGAGAAAUGCGGAUACAGAGUUCGCCGCUAGCCUUCUUAGUGGUGAUAUGAAUAUGGAAGAAUUCUGUCAUCUAAAAGAGGGCGAAUUGAUAUCAAAGAAACGAAAGAAAGAAAACAAGAUGUUACUGGAGAGGGAAUUGAAGAAGAGUAUAACCAAGAAACUUCCCGAGCGACUUAGUGAUGUGCCCAACCAGAACACUAUAGUAAGAGAUAAAUGGGGUAUCAGUGAAAGCGCAGCCAAAGUUGAUCAAAGGUUUGAAAAUUAA
Messenger RNA from Brettanomyces nanus, 540 nucleotides. RefSeq lists its product as uncharacterized. Gene Ontology annotation, biological process: DNA-templated transcription. The record is from RefSeq and is a predicted model, not a curated record. The transcript has a single exon. Bases 1 to 540 code for a protein of 179 amino acids. Lineage: Eukaryota; Fungi; Ascomycota; Pichiomycetes; Pichiales; Pichiaceae.